AUGAUUCCGACCAUCUCCUACUCUGGAUGCGCAGCACAGCUAUUUCUGUAUGUCUUCUUCAUUGGAACAGAGUUUUCCCUCCUGACUGUCAUGUGCUACGACCGCUACGUGUCCAUCUGCAAACCCCUGCACUAUGGGACCCUCCUGGGCGUUCUGUACUCAGUGGUGCCUUCAGCCCUGAACCCCCUUAUCUACAGCCUGAGGAACCAGGAGCUCAAGGCUGCAGUGUGGACACUGAUAACUAGAUGGUAUCAGCGACAAUAA
This is a messenger RNA of Melospiza melodia melodia, 264 nucleotides long. RefSeq names its product olfactory receptor 4K1-like. Lineage: Eukaryota; Metazoa; Chordata; Aves; Passeriformes; Passerellidae. Gene Ontology annotation, biological process: G protein-coupled receptor signaling pathway; detection of chemical stimulus involved in sensory perception of smell. The record is from RefSeq and is a predicted model, not a curated record. The transcript has 3 exons. Gene Ontology annotation, cellular component: plasma membrane. Gene Ontology annotation, molecular function: G protein-coupled receptor activity; olfactory receptor activity. The coding region runs from base 1 to 264 and encodes 87 amino acids.